AUGCGCGCCCUGACGCGGCGCGUCGAGAACUACAAGCGCCGCGAGACGACGCUGCAGCGCGAGGUCGCCGAGGCGGAGACGCUGGUCAAGGCGGAGCGCGAGCGCGGCGGCGACGGGAACCCCGUGGACCUCGCGUCGGAGGCGACGCAGUGGAUGGACGCGCUGGGAAAGAUGCGCGGCGCGGGGCGCGAACAUCCCAACUUCAACUCGCGCGGCGAGAUCGACGUCGCGUACGAGAACGCGCGCGGCCGCACGGACGACAUCCUCGACGAGCAGCAGAAGGACAUGCUGCGGGCCUUCCGCGCGCGGCUCUUCGACCGCCAGCAGGAGCUCGCGGCCCUGCGCGCGCGGCGCGACGAGAAGGCGGCGUCCUGGAUCGGCCGCGUGCGCCAGCUCGAGAGCGACAACGACUACGCCAAGGAGACGACGUGCACGCUCCAGCGCAACUCGAGCACGCUCAUGGCGCGGAACCGCGAGCUGCGGCGGAAGAACGGCGAGGGCGGGAAGGCGCGGAAGGCGUUGGUGGAUCAGCUCGUGCUCUCGAAGCGGUGCCGCGCGACGCUCCGCGAGGAGCUCCAGCAGCUCGAGGAGGACCUGGCGACGGCGUCGCAGCCCCGCCUCGCGCGGGCGCGCGCGCCGCCGCCGACCUACGUCAACGAGCCCGUCAGGGGCGCCGCGGCCGCGAAAAGGCUCCGGGACGAACUCUCCGCGACGCGCAAGGCUUUAGGCGAGUGGCGCGAGCGCCACGGCGCCUGCACGCGCCUGAGCGCGGACCUGCAGCACCUGCUCUGGACCUUCUGCCAGCGCGUCCGGGGCACCAUCGACGCGGAGACCAAGGGCGCGCUCGAGCGGCCGCGGCCGAGCACGGCGAAUUUGCAGCGGCCGUCGACGGCGCCGACCAAGGCGCCGCCGCGGGCCAAGUCCGCGGGCCUCGGGGCCCGGGGCCCGCCGGCGAAGGUGAAAACGCACGACCUCGACCUCCAGCUCCGCGUCGUCCACCAGCUCGCGAAAUUGGCGUUCCCGGAACCGCCGGACCUCCUCGCGGCGGUCCGCGGCGCGCCCGCGCCGGGCUGGGGCGCGCCGGGCGGCGCCGGGCCGGGAAACGCCGAGGCGCCCGCGGCGAAGCCCCGCGCGUUCGUCGCGCCGCCCGUGAGCCGCCUCGGCGGCCUCCGCGCGGCCUCCGCGCGGCCGGGGGGCGACGCGCGCGCGCCGCGGCCGGGCGCGCGCGGCGCCGCGGCCCGGCCCCGCCCGGCGACGGCGCGGCCCGUGACGCGGUGA
Molecule: messenger RNA, 1278 nt
Organism: Aureococcus anophagefferens
Lineage: Eukaryota; Pelagophyceae; Pelagomonadales; Pelagomonadaceae
Exons: 3
Coding region: 1-1278 (425 amino acids)
Source: RefSeq, a predicted model, not a curated record